AUGAGUGAAGAUAAACUAUGUAGUGAUGAAGUGCCACAAAAAUUUGCUGAAUGGCUGUUGGUUAUGGGAUGCCCAGCUGAGAAGGUUCCUACAGUAGAUAAAGUGGCUUUAAUGUGCAGAGGUCCAUACUACAUGGUGUGGCGCAGUUUAAUGGAACAUGUUUACCCUAAGAAUGUUAUAAGGGAUAAGAGAUUACAAGUAUUUUGUAACGAUGUGAGCAUAUGUCAGAAAAAAAGCGCUUUCAGUCAGAAUCUGAAUGUGAUUGUGCCUGAACAAUUAUGCCUUUGGCAGCAGCAAAAAGAUUUGAAAGAAAAGGUUUAUGAUGCUGUGAACAGAUUGAAGCAAUCUCAAGAGACACUAAAUCAGUUGAUGGAUAAAAUUACUACAAGGGUGUCGCAACGCAAUGUAUCACAUCAGCAUAUCCAAGACCUUCAACGUAGAGUGUGGCUUCUUCAGCAAGUUGCUGAGGAAUUGCAGUGUAGGAAAGAUAACUUAGAUGAGACUCUGUCAAUUGCAAACUCAUUGUGCUGUCUCAAAAAUGAAAAUGAGAUACAGAAUAUCGUCGACAAAAACGUAGCCGUUCUGCGUCGGCAAGGCAACCAGACGUCCAGUGCUGCUUCUCUAUCUCUGCUUUCUAACGCGAAUCCCGUCGCAAGCUCGUCGGCUAUGUCAAUUCAAAGUGAAUGUACUGAUACCGAGGAGCAGGUGUCGUCGCUGGUGCGGUGCGGCGCGGCGGCAUGGACGCAGCUGCGCGAGCGGCGCGCGGGACUUGCGGCCGCGCUCGCUGCGGCCAACGCGACCCCGCCCGGCCCCCGUGUGCGAGACGCAAGGUUCCUGUCCACAGCACUUGCACUGUAG
Parnassius apollo (apollo) is the source of this 858-nucleotide messenger RNA. NCBI's taxonomy places the organism in Eukaryota, Metazoa, Arthropoda, Insecta, Lepidoptera, Papilionidae. The record is from the annotation of a GenBank genome assembly.